This is a messenger RNA of Myotis brandtii (Brandt's bat), 1985 nucleotides long. RefSeq names its product zinc finger protein 215 (gene ZNF215). Gene Ontology annotation, biological process: regulation of transcription by RNA polymerase II. NCBI's taxonomy places the organism in Eukaryota, Metazoa, Chordata, Mammalia, Chiroptera, Vespertilionidae. The record is from RefSeq and is a predicted model, not a curated record. Gene Ontology annotation, molecular function: DNA-binding transcription factor activity, RNA polymerase II-specific; RNA polymerase II cis-regulatory region sequence-specific DNA binding.
UUUGUGUAUUUUUUCAGUCUCUCAGGUACCUGAAUGUUGGCUUUCUAUCUGAAACUCCUGGAAUUCCUGGAAAUUUUAUUUGAGUUAUAACUUGGCUCAAAUCACACCAUAUAUAUAAAUAUAUAUAUAGUAUACAGGUACUUAGCCCAAGCCUAAGAAUUACUGGACUCCUCUGAUAAGAUAAAUUCAGACAAAGUGGGACUUCCAUCUAGGAAGAUGCAGCCCCUGAACAAGUUGAUGGCUAUCUCACAACCUCACAACCUGACUCUGGAUGAACAAAGUGAGGACCUGAGAGCAGAUGUGUCUUGGCAGCAGGAAACCACCCCAGUCAGGGAGACCUAUGACUCUGAGGCGUCUCGUCAAAAGUUCAGACAUUUCCAGUACUUGGGAGUGUCUGGGCCUCAUGAAGCCCUGAGCCAACUCUGGGAGCUCUGUCUUCAGUGGCUGAGACCAGAGGUUCAUACUAAGAAGCAGAUCCUAGAACUGUUGGUGCUGGAGCAAUUCCUGACAAUUCUCCCUGAAGAGGUCAGGACUUGGGUGAAUUUACAUCAUCCAAAGAACAGCAAAGAAGUGGUGACCCUCAUAGAAGAUGUAAUUGAAGACAAAGAUAUACCCUGCAAGGAUUCUGCCCUUCUCCGGAAGGUGAGUAUCAAGAAGGAGAAAAUGGAAGCAGACUCACUAACAGGCAAAUCCCAGGAGCCAGUGACAUUCAAAGAUGUGGUUGUGGAAUUCAGCGUGGAAGAGUGGGGGCAAUUGGACUCUGCUGUAAAGAACCUGUACAGGGAUGUGAUGCUGGAGAACUAUAGGAACCUCAGUUCAUUGCGUAAAGAGCUUCUAUUUUCCAAACCAGUUGAGGCCCCCAAGUUGGAGAGUAAGAUAAAAGGAUGGAUAAUGGAGCAAGAAAUCCCAAGAACAGCCAUACUGGACACACAAAUAAUUUCAGAAAAUCAGGAUUCAGUUUCAAAGAGAAUUUCUGGAGCAGAAUCAUUCCAUGGAGAGAUAAUGACAACACUGACCCAAAGUAGACUUCCUUCUCUAGAUGCCUGGAAAGGUGAUGAUUGGUUAUAUAGGAACUGGGACAUAAAUUUGCCACAAGAAGCUUUCAUUCAUAAGACAAUCGAUACUGUGGAGGGAGACUUUGAAUAUAGUGAAAAUAAGAAAAGCUUUGAUGUUAAGUCAGUUAACUCAGUUUUGAUAGUUAACAAGGGGUCCCCGAAGUGCAAUAAGUUUAAAACUAAUUUCAAAUUUAAUUUUGACUUACUAGGAAAGCAACAUUCAGAAUAUAAUGAAUGUGGGAAUGCCUUGAGCCUGAGUACAGAUAUUCAACACCCAAAAAGUCAUACCACAAGGAGUUGCUAUGAAUGUUUUCAGUGUGGGAAAGCCUUCAGCCGGAGUUCAUCCCUUGUUCGACAUCAGAUCAUUCACACAGGAGAGAAACCCUAUAAAUGUAGUAAAUGUGGGAGAUCCUUCAACCGACGAACAAACCUUAGUAAGCAUCAAAGAGGUCAUCCAGAAGUAAAGGCCUACAAAGGAAAUAAAUGUGAAACAGUCUUCAGUAAGAGUGAAGACAGUAAUAAAAAUCCAAGUCUCCAUCCUAGAGAUAAUACUUAUGAAUGUGUAAACUGUGGAAAAUCCUUCAGCCGGAGCUCCUCACUUAUUCGACAUCAAAUGAUUCAUACCGGAGAGAAACCAUUUAAAUGUAACAAGUGUGAGAAAACUUUCAACAGGAAUUCAAACCUUAUUAAACACCAAAAACUUCAUACUCAAGAGAAGUCCUAUAACAAGUAAAUGUAAUAUUGCCUUUAGUCAGAGUGCAGAACUCAUUCAACAUCCAUGAACUUAUGCUGGAAGGAAUCCUAUGAAAAUGCAAAUGGAAAAAAGAAACUUUUUCAGAGAUUAUUCUCUAAUUGAUAAUGACAAAAUUAAUAUUGGAGGGAAAUCUGUUAUUGGAUAGAAAUCUCAGGCAGAUUUUCCUGGCUCCCAGA